CAGCUGAUUACGUGUCUUGUUGACAUUGCAACUAUAUCCAGAAAUGUAAUUGCCUGGAAAAUGUCAAUAAGCACCAAACAUCUCUUGUUCUCUUAUGAAUUAUAACUAAUGGGAUCCUUGCUAUGGCCAAAAAUCCGCAAUUAGCCAUAAUACCUGACAGUGAAAUUUUGUUGCCCAAUGACCUGGACAACUGGAAUAAGAAAAAACAAGAUUUAAUGCUAAAUUUGGGCCUAACAAGCAAUUCUGAUUCAGACCAGACACCAACACCCACAAGGUUUAUCAGAAACUGUGAAGAAGUCGGCUUAUUUCAAGACCUACAAAAUGUCAACCCUUUUGAUGAGAGUUUUAAAAAUGCAGUGGAAAAUCCUGCUGCUUCUGUUAAUUCACAGCUAGCAACCAGUUUGACAGAUGACACCCUUCACACACCACAAAUAUACCCUGACAACACUUUAGAACGUAGUAAUAACACCUUUAAUGAUAGUGAACCACUUGUACAAACUAAAGAUGCUGAAAAUUCCAGCAGCAUUAUCAAGGCCGUGCCCAUUAAAAGGCUCUUAGAUCCCAAGAGGCAAGUGAAAUGGCAAAAAGAAGCAAAUAAGGCCUCCCAAAUAAGGUGUCGCAAAAGAAAACAGUUGGAAAUUGAAAAUAUGAGGGAGGAAAAUGCCAUGUUAAAGAGGGAGAAUGAUAAUUUGUUAAGGGUAAAUGCUAUGCUACAAAAGAGGGUUGCUGAACUAGAAGCAGAGGUGACCCAACAAGAAAAUUCUCAAAAUUUAAAGCCAACCAAAAAACCAGUGUUCGUCAAAAUGGUGAAAACGCAACCAGCUCAAGUAGCAAUAGCACCUAAAAAACCUGCAAUUUUGCCACAGCCAGUGGCUAGUACUGUUAUAGUGUUGUGUCAGCCAUCAGUGCCAUCUAGUGUUGUAAGAUUAAGCUAAUGUUAUUUGACAAUCUGUUGAAAGAUUUAAAGCAAUCUGUGAUAAUGUAUUAGUAUAAGUUUAAAGGUCAUGAUUUAGGCUUCGAUAAGAAACUUCUGCUAGAAAUUAGUUCUUAUUUGCAUUAAAAAUAUUACAAUAAACCGUGACUUUAA
Messenger RNA from Anthonomus grandis grandis, 1087 nucleotides. RefSeq lists its product as uncharacterized. The record is from RefSeq and is a predicted model, not a curated record. Gene Ontology annotation, molecular function: DNA-binding transcription factor activity, RNA polymerase II-specific; cAMP response element binding. NCBI's taxonomy places the organism in Eukaryota, Metazoa, Arthropoda, Insecta, Coleoptera, Curculionidae. The transcript has 2 exons. Gene Ontology annotation, biological process: regulation of transcription by RNA polymerase II. Bases 123 to 935 code for a protein of 270 amino acids.